Molecule: messenger RNA, 1813 nt
Organism: Syzygium oleosum
Lineage: Eukaryota; Viridiplantae; Streptophyta; Magnoliopsida; Myrtales; Myrtaceae
Product: OVARIAN TUMOR DOMAIN-containing deubiquitinating enzyme 12-like
Exons: 12
Coding region: 461-1504 (347 amino acids)
Biological process (GO): protein deubiquitination
Molecular function (GO): cysteine-type deubiquitinase activity
Source: RefSeq, a predicted model, not a curated record
GUUGACCGCGCCCGCCUCCUUCUUCUUCUUCCUCCUCCUCCUCCGCCUCCUUCCUCUUCUUCCGCUUCUGCUGCUGCUGCUUCGUUCGUCCGCUGCUGCUACUCUCGUCAGUGCGCUUCCGACGCGCAUUUGGCCGCACAUUGCCGCCAUCUCGUGGCUCCGGCGAGUUCCCGACUCUUCCUGGCGUCUCCCGCUCUCUCUCUCUCUCUCUCUCUCCUCUCUCCAUGGACGAAGAACACCACCUCCUUGGGUAGCUUCGGUUCAGCCUCAGGAUGAAGUUCUAUGCUGGAGUACUUCGAAGAAUGGGCGGGGAUCUGUCUGUUGGUUUAGGGGAAGGCUAUCCAGGGCAUGGCUGCGAGUCGGCGGGGUCUCCUCCAUAUUAUUAUUCUACUGGGUUAGGAUGCCGCCUUUUCAACUGAAUGAAGAACGUCGCCUAGCCUUGUGUUGUGAAUGAGGGAAAAUGAUUUCGCACGAUCAAGAUCAUGAUUUUGUUCAGUGGGGUCUCCAGCUCUUUGACAGCAAUCCGUAUUCCAAUUGCGGAUACUGUAGUACCUUGACUCAGGAUAAUUUAGACUACUAUCCGGGACCCUACUUCGAGGAAGAUGAUUUUAGCAUGGAUUGUGGGAAUGUGGAUAGUGAUGAACUUAUAGCACAUGCUCUUCAAGAGGAACUAUCUCAGCUCGCUGUUACAGAAACAGAUCAAUCUGCACAUGAAGAAUCAGAACAGUUGCAACCAUCUUUCUUCUUGCACAAUUGGCCUGACCAAUCUAUUCAAAACUAUGCUUCAGGACAGGACGAAGCAGAAGCUAUCUUACAUUCCAGCUCAUGUCCCAGCCCUGAUGAAGAGGCUUGCUGCAGGGAAGACUGGCCAUAUUCCUUAGAGCUACCAGAUGAGUAUGCCUACGACGGCGAACUGGGAAGGAGGUUAAAUCAAAUGAUUUGUGUUCCGCAUGUGCCAAAAACCAAUGGUGAGAUUCCAUCGGUGGAUGAAGCGACUUUAGAUCAUCAACGGCUACUUGAGAGAUUGGAGCUUUAUGGUCUGGUGGAGCGCAAAGUUCAAGGAGAUGGUAACUGUCAGUUCCGAGCCCUGUCUGAUCAGAUCUACCACACCACCGAGCACCAUGACUUUAUGAGACGGGAAAUCGUUGAACAGCUGAAGUCUUGCCCAGAUAUAUAUGAGGGAUAUGUGCCUAUGGCUUAUGAUGACUAUUUGGAGAAGAUGUCUAAGACUGGUGAAUGGGGCGAUCAUGUCACGUUGCAGGCUGCUGCAGACUUGCAUGGCGUUAGAAUAUUUGUCAUAACUUCUUUCAAGGACACAUGCUACAUUGAGAUUCUUCCAAAUGAUCAAAAGUCUAAACGAGUUAUAUUCUUGAGUUUUUGGGCAGAGGUGCAUUAUAACUCAAUAAUCCUGGAGGAAGAUGUGUCUCCAUCUCAAAUGAAGAAGAAGAAAGGAUGGCGAAUGUUUCGAAACAAGCACUUGGAGUCCUCAGAGGAAUAUCACUGACAGAGGGACAUGCUCUCAUAGUUCGCAUGACAAAGGGAGAAAACUUCAAUCCGUCUCGUUCCUCCAGCCUCGGCUCCACUGUACAUGUCCUAACCUCGUCCAAGACCUUUCUUUUCGGCUUUAUUCUUUGAAUAAGUGAUUUAAUCUUGUGGAAUUCUUUCACAGUACAGCUAGGCACGACAUUUUAUCUUCAUCUCUUCAGAAAAUUUGCACUCUUUUUAUGGAGUUUCCAACUGGGGUAUGUGAUUGCAAUCGCAUGUCUCGUGUAGUCAUUGAAUCAAAUAUAUAGUAUGAUAUGAAGGUAUCCCC